Molecule: messenger RNA, 3891 nt
Organism: Didymodactylos carnosus
Lineage: Eukaryota; Metazoa; Rotifera; Eurotatoria; Philodinida; Philodinidae
Source: the annotation of a GenBank genome assembly
AUGAUAGCAUCAAACAGAACAAACAAAGAUCUUUGGAGAAAACCGGAAUCAGAAAUAUACCAGCAUACUACUUCGUGUCUAGACAAGUUCACACUUGUUUGGCUGGAUGUCAAUAUAGAAAGAACUGAUGAUUUUAUUGAUACUACAGAACGCUUAAAAACUAUAACUAAUUAUCUUAAAAUCUUCCGUGACGCUAAAGAAUGCAUUGAUUACAUGUCCUCAAUUACAUUUGAGACAGUGAUUUUAGUAGUGUCUGGUUCGUUAGGUGAAAUCGUUAUUCCUAUCAUACAUAAUUUGCAACAAAUUGCUUUUAUCUAUGUAUUUUGUUUGGAUAAGAAUAAACAUGAAACAUGGGCAAUUAACAAUCGUAAUAAAAAAGUUCGAGGUGUUUUUACUGACAAACAAUUUCUUUUGCAAACGAUCAUUGAUGAUGCGGAAAUAUUAUUGGUUGAUGUAAGGCCAAUGAACGUAUUUAGCUUACAGUAUGAUGAAAAAUCUAUUCGUGCUUUAGACAAAGAAAGUGCUUUAUACAUAUGGAAUCAAUUACUAAUGGAUGUUUUGUUACGCAUUCCGACGUCUGAUAUUUCAAAACUGGAUAUGCUAGUUGUAUGUCAAUCCUUUUAUCGCGACAAUAAUUCAGAGUUGACAAAAAUUCUUGAGUUUCGCUCGAGUUAUUUUCGUGAAACAGCAAUAUCAUGGUAUACUCGUGAUUCAUUCAUUUAUCGCUUACUCAAUAAAGCGCUGCGAACACGUGAUAUAGACGUCAUUUUUAAAUUCCGUUUUUUUAUUGCGGACCUUUACUGGCAAUUAUCCGAAGAACAUCGCAAAUUUGUUGAACCAUUGGUAGGAGAUGAUGGGACAGUAGAUGAAUACAUUCUAACAGUCUACAGAGGACAACACUUGAAACCAGAUGAAUUACAAGUUUUAAAAGAUAAUAUUGGUAAAUUAAUUUCAAUGAACACUUUUGUAUCGACCACAUACGAUAAAGAUGUUUCUCAGAUUUUUGCUGGCGAUGGUUCCAAACGCCCAUUUCUUGAAUCAGUCAUAUUUGAAAUCUUGAUUCGUACAAAUGUGACGACCAAACCAUAUGCUAAUAUAAAAAAUGUAAGUUUCAUGAAAGAUGAAAAUGAAGUUUUGUUCUCAAUGGGAACUCUUUUUCAAAUUGGAAAUAUUUCUGAAGAAAGUGAAAAAAACUGUUGGAUUGUUAAACUUGAACUAGUGUCCGAGCAAAAUGAACAACUAAAACAAUUAACCAGUCAAAUUAAAGAAACAACUGAUGAUAGCAACGAUUUAAAUACAUUAGGUCAUUUAUUAUUGGAAAUGGGUGAAGUAGAAAAAGCAGAAAAGUACUUUAAAAUGCUUAUUGAUAACACCGAACCAAAUCAUCCUGAUAUUUGGAUAUUUUAUGAAAAUCUUGCUGUUCUUUAUGACAAAAAAGCUGAUUUUGCACAAGCGAUGGAAUAUUAUAAAAAAGCAAUGCGAUUUAGAAUGACAUGUAGUGUGGAUGAUGAUGAAGACGAAGAUAUUGAAAAAGAAUAUAUUAUGUCCGAUAAUAAAUCAUUAAUAUAUCGUAGCAAAGGGGACUAUAACACUACGUAUAAUAAUCUUGGAUUGGCGUAUCAGCACAUGGGACGCUACCCAGAAGCAUUACAAUUUUACAAUAAAGCUUUGAAAAACACAUUAAGAACACUUUCUACAACUUAUCAUAAUAUUGGAGCGCUUUGCCGAAUUCAAGGACAAUACUCAAAAGCCUUAGAAAAUACUGAAAAAUCUUUAGAAUUUUUUCAGCAAAUAUUUGGUUCAGAUCAUUUUGAACUCGGACCGACUUACAUUAGUAUGGGUUUGAUCUAUCAAGAGAGAGGUGAUCUUGUUCAAGCGUUCGAAUAUUAUGAAAUGGCACUAGCGAUUCAGAUAAAAACUCUUGGUACGGAUCACCCCAGUGUUGGUUUGACAUACAAUAAUAUUGCUCUAGCUUAUAAAGAUAAGGGCAACUUAUCUGCUUCUGAAGAAUACUAUCAGAAAGCACUUGACAUUUAUGUAAAAAAUGGUAGCAUAGAUUACAUCUAUUUAGCUACGCUGUAUAACAACUUUGGUCUUUUACGAAAAGAAAUGGGUGAUUACUUGAAAGCAAUAGAUUAUUGCGAAAAGGCAAUAGAUAUACAAUUGAAAUUAUUAGGCUCGAAUCAUAUCGAUUUAUCCACGUCAUACAGUAAUAUGGGAUUGAUCCAUCGUGAAAAAGGUGACUGUAAUUUAGCAUUAAAAUAUCAUGAGAAAUCUUUAGAUAUUGCCAUCAGUAAUUUUGGCGAGAGUCAUCCAUCUGUCGGAACAUCAUAUAAUAAUAUUGGAACAGUUUAUCAAACCAUGGAAGAGUGUAACCGAGCCUUGGAGUUUUUCGAAAAGUCGUUAGCAAUUCGAAUAAAAAUUUUCGGUGUGGAUCAUCCAGAUGUGUCUAUGCAUAUGGGAGAUUAUCCAACGGCAUUAAGUUUUUACGAGAAAGCCUUGCAAAGUCAAUUAGAAAUGUUUGGACCCAGCUAUCAUGGUUUGGCCACUAUCUACAGCAAUAUAGGUGCUGUAUAUUCUAACAUGGAAAAUGAUUCAGAGGCACUAACGUUGUAUGAAAAAGCACUUGAACUUCUUUUAAGUCAGAGUGCAUCAAAUCAUCCAGAGUUAGCUCCAAUCUACAACAAUUUGGGUGCUUUAUAUUACAAACUAGGCAAUGCACCUCAAGCGAUAGUUUACUAUGAAGAGACAUUGAAAAGUCAGCUCAAAUUUCUGGAACCACACAAUCAAAGAAUUUAUUUGACAUAUAAAUACCUGGCGUGUACGUACCAUACGAACGGUGAAUAUUCUAGGGCUGAAGAAUAUCUCGACAAAAUAAUGGAUGGUCAACCGACAGCGGUAGGCUCAAAUCAAUUAGAGCUUUGUAAUAUUUAUGAAGAUGUGGCGAAAAUCUAUUAUGCGAUGUCGAAUAACAAAAAGGCUUUAGAAAGCUAUCGAAGAAAAAUGGAAAUUCAACUACAUAUAUUGCAUCUACAUACUCCUGAGCUGGCGGAAACGUAUAACACAAUGGGUGUUAUUUGUCAGCAGAUGGACGAAAAUUUGCAAGCACUGGAUUAUUUCAAAAAAUCACUAAAAAUUAAUUUAGUGGUUCUUAAAUCUGAUGAUUUGGAUCUAGCAACGACUUACAAUAAUAUGGGUGCGAUAUAUUAUAAACUGGAUGAUUAUCCAAAAGCAAUUGAAUAUUUUGUGAAUGCUUUAAGAAUCAAAACGGCUAACUUAGGUGAAAGUCAUCCCACUGUUGUAAAACUAUAUGAAAAUAUUGCUAGUCUAUAUCAUAUUUUGCAAGAAUCGACCAAAGCAUUGGAAUACUAUCAAAAAUUGUUACAUUUACACCAAUCAGAUGUCAGUGAUCAGCCAAGCCUUGCUAAAAUCUAUAACAGCAUUGCUAUAAUUUAUCUUGAGUUGAGUGAUUUCCCUAGUGCGCUGAAGUAUUUUGAACAAACAUUGGAAGUUAAUAAUCGUUUUCUCGUUGACCCAGAUGAUCCAUCUCUCGCCCCAUUAUUCAGUAACAUUGGAAUUUGUUGUCUGCAAACUGGUGACUAUACGAAAGCUUCGGUCUAUUUUGAACAGACUUUGGAAAUUGAAUCAAAGCAUUUUGGUCCAGACGACUCAUCACUGCAUACAACUUACUACAAUAUCGGAUUUCUUCAUACAGUGCGAAAUGAUUAUACAGAAGCACUGAAUGCUUUCAGAAAAGCACUUGACCUAGCGCAGAAAACGUUGCCAUCUGAACAUCCAUUGAUUUUGAAAUAUAAAGCCUCGAUGUCAACCAUUAGGAUGCAUCUUUCAACAGAAACUGGGGAGGCAUUGAAUGAUACUACUCCUCAGUAG